Messenger RNA from Helianthus annuus (common sunflower), 2859 nucleotides. RefSeq names its product beta-galactosidase 3. Gene Ontology annotation, cellular component: vacuole; cell wall. Lineage: Eukaryota; Viridiplantae; Streptophyta; Magnoliopsida; Asterales; Asteraceae. Gene Ontology annotation, molecular function: beta-galactosidase activity; carbohydrate binding. The coding region runs from base 102 to 2642 and encodes 846 amino acids. The transcript is spliced from 19 exons. Gene Ontology annotation, biological process: carbohydrate metabolic process. The record is from RefSeq and is a predicted model, not a curated record.
CCAAAUAUUAAUAUUUCCCCCUGAUCACUCACUCUUGCUCUUCCUCAACCACUCCACUCUUCUUCACAUACGCAUUUCUCCUCUCAAUCUCACUCUAAACCAUGGAAACCAACUCGAUUUCCACACGGGUUUUGUUGCUUUUCAUUGCACUUCAGUUGGGUUGCCAAUUGAUUUCGUGUUCGGUCACGUAUGAUGGCAAAGCCAUUGUUAUUAAUGGUCGAAGAAGGAUCCUUAUGUCGGGUUCAAUACAUUAUCCCAGAAGUACUCCUGAGAUGUGGGAAGAUGUUAUUAUGAAGGCUAAAGAAGGAGGAUUGGAUGUCAUUGAAACUUAUGUGUUUUGGAAUGUUCAUGAACCUUCUCCUGGCAAUUAUAAUUUUGAAGGGAGAUACAAUUUAGUGAGAUUCUUAAAGACGGUACAAAAAGCAGGCCUCUAUGCUCAUCUCAGAAUUGGACCUUAUGUUUGUGCAGAGUGGAAUUUUGGAGGAUUUCCAGUUUGGUUGAAGUAUGUGCCUGGCAUUAGUUUCAGAACUGAUAAUGAGCCAUUUAAGAGGGCUAUGAAAGGGUUCACUGAGAAAAUUGUGAAUAUGAUGAAGUAUGAAAAGCUGUUUGAAUCCCAAGGAGGCCCAAUCAUUCUCUCUCAGAUAGAGAAUGAGUAUGGGGCACUAGAUAAGAAAUUUGGAGCUGCUGGAUAUAACUACAUGACUUGGGCUGCCGAAAUGGCCGUUGGAUUGCGGACAGGUGUCCCUUGGAUCAUGUGCAAACAAGAGGAUGCCCCGGACCCUAUUAUAAAUACAUGCAAUGGUUUCUAUUGUGAUGCUUUCAAACCCAACAAGCCAUACAAACCAACAAUUUGGACCGAGGCAUGGACUGGAUGGUUUACUGAAUUUGGUGGUGCGGUUCACAAGAGGCCCGUUCAAGAUUUGGCGUUUGCUGUUGCACGAUUCAUCCAAAAGGGCGGGUCGUUUGUCAAUUACUACAUGUACCAUGGAGGCACGAACUUUGGGCGAUCUGCAGGAGGCCCUUUUAUCACUACUAGUUACGAUUAUGAUGCUCCACUGGACGAAUAUGGCUUGAUCAGACAGCCGAAGUAUGGCCAUUUAACGGAGCUUCACAAAGCGAUCAAAAGAUGUGAACCAGCUUUAGUUUCUGGAGAUCCUACCGUCUUCUCUUUAGGAGCCAAUCAAAAGGCGCACGUAUACUAUUCCAAAUUAGGACAUUGUGCAGCAUUUCUAUCUAACUAUGACACGGCUAAUGCCACGCGCGUGACGUUCAAUAACAAGCACCAUAACUUGCCUCCAUGGUCCAUCAGUAUUCUUCCCGAUUGUAACAAUAUCGUCUUCAACACAGCCAAAAUUGGAGUUCAAUCGACACGAAUGGCGAUGUUACCAACCAACUCUCAGAUAUUAUCAUGGCAGACAUAUAGUGAAGAACUAACCACUAGUGAUGAAGACUCUGCUUUCACCACAUUUGGUCUUUUGGACCAAGUGAAUGUCACUAGAGAUGCUAGUGAUUAUCUUUGGUAUAUAACUAGUGUUGAUGUCGGGCCAUCUGAAUCGUUCUUUCAUGGCGGGGAGCAUCCAAAGCUCUUAGUGCAGUCAACUGGGCACGCUCUUCAUGUGUUCAUAAACGGAGAACUUUCAGGUUCGGCUUUUGGAACAAGGGAAAAUAGGAGAAUCAAAUACAAGAAUAAGAUCAAACUCCGUUCUGGAGUGAACCGAAUUGCGCUACUUAGUGUUGCCAUGGGAUUAUCGAAUAUUGGGGGACAUUAUGAGAGUUGGGAGACCGGAGUACUAGGUCCAGUGGUUCUAUAUGGUCUUGACCACGGAAAACGGGACUUGACCCACGCCAAAUGGUCUUACCAGGUUGGUUUAAAGGGUGAGGCCAUGGAUGCUGUUUCCACAACCGGCAUGUCUUCUGUUGAAUGGGAGGAAAGUUCGCUAAUCACUCAAAAGAACCAACCACUAACAUGGCACAAGGCUUACUUCAAUGAACCUAAUGGCAAUGAACCGUUGGCACUAGACAUGCAUAGUAUGGGGAAGGGUCAAGUGUGGAUCAAUGGUCAAAGCAUUGGACGGUAUUGGACUGCUUAUGCAACUGGUGAUUGCCGGCGGUGUCAUUAUAAUGGGAAUUAUCGCCCUACUAAGUGUCAAGUUGGUUGCGGUCGACCAACCCAACGAUGGUACCAUGUACCCAGAUCAUGGUUAAAACCAACAGGCAAUAUAUUGGUACUUUUUGAAGAACUCGGGGGCGAUCCAAGGAGGAUUACACUAACAAAGAGAUCAAUGACAAGUGUAUGUGCUGAUAUGUUUGAAUACCACACAAACAUCACGAACUGGCAGACUGAAAGCAACGGGAAAACACUACCAAUUCGUAGACCAAAAAUUCACCUUCAGUGCGGCCCAGGUUUAUUAAUAUCUUCGAUUAAAUUUGCAAGCUUCGGAACUCCUAUCGGAACGUGCGGUACCUUCCAAAGAGGAACCUGCCAUGCCCGCGCUUCGUACGGUGUUGUUAGCAAGAGGUGCAUAGGAAAAGAGAGAUGUGCAGUCACCAUAUCAAACAACAACUUUGGUCAAGACCCGUGUCCAAACACAUUGAAACGAUUGACCGUUGAAGCUGUUUGCGGUCCGACUUCAAGGGGUUGAGCUGAACACGCCAAACGUCCCAACUAAUCCGACACCAAUAUUUAUUUAGAUUAGUUUCUUCACAGGGUUUUUUUUUUUCAUUUAAUCAUAGUUAGAAAUGCUAGUUUACAUAAGUUAGUGAACUGAACAUCAUGGAGAGUUUUCUGUGCAGUUCAUGGGGAUAUAUAAAUAAAUUUUGUGUGGUCAAAGUCAAUUGUUAAGCUAUUGUUACAAAUAA